AUGGUUGUAUUUGUCGUUAAAAAACCGUAAACCCUAAUCACUAAAUACCCUUUGGUUUCUAGCUGCCUUCUCCGCAGCGCAAACGCACAAACUUUCUUCAUCUCUCUCUAAACUCUAAACCCUCCAAGGUCCAUUUGAGCUAGGGUUUAGAUCAUUCUUCCUCGUCUUAUUUCAAUUUUUGUCUCAAAUAGUAUCAUCAUGGAUCUUCCUAGCCUCGCUGUCAUCCUCCAAACUGCUCUCAGUCCCAACCCCGAUGAACGCAAAGCCGCCGAGCAAGGUCUCAAUCAGAUUCAGUACACGCCUCAGCAUCUGGUAAGGCUAUUGCAGAUCAUAGUGGACAAUAACUGUGACAUGGCAGUGAGACAAGUAGCCAGCAUUCAUUUCAAAAAUUUCAUUGCCAAGAAUUGGGCGCCCCAUGAGCCAAAUGAGCAGCAGAAGAUCUUGCAGAGUGAUAAAGACAUGGUGCGGGAUCACAUUCUUGUAUUUGUUGCCCAAGUUCCUCCAUUGUUGAGGGUACAGCUUGGAGAGUGUCUGAAGACAAUUAUCCAUGCUGACUACCCAGAGCAGUGGCCACACCUUCUAGAUUGGGUGAAGCAUAACUUACAAGGUCAGCAAGUAUAUGGAGCUUUGUUUGUGUUGCGGAUUCUUUCUAGAAAAUAUGAGUGCCAUACCACAGAUGUUACUUCUAUGAAAGGAUAUAAAAACUAUGAGUUCAAGUCGGACGAAGAGAGAACACCAGUUUAUCGAAUUGUUGAGGAAACAUUUCGUCAUCUUCUCAAUAUAUUUAACAGGCUUGUCCAAAUUCCCAACCCAUCAUUGGAAAUAGCCGAUUUGAUUAAGCUUAUUUGUAAAAUAUUCUGGUCAUCUAUAUAUUUGGAGAUUCCAAAGCAGCUUUUUGAUCCAAAUGUUUUCAAUGCUUGGAUGAUCCUUUUCUUGAAUGUUCUGGAGAGGCCUGUUCCCUCAGAAGGUGAGCCUGCUGACCCUGAGCUAAGAAAAUCUUGGGGGUGGUGGAAGGUGAAGAAAUGGACAGUUCACAUAUUGAACAGGCUGUACACUAGGUUUGGAGAUCUCAAACUUCAAAAUCCUGACAACAAAGCUUUUGCUCAAAUGUUUCAGAAGAAUUAUGCUGGGAAGAUCUUGGAGUGCCACCUAAAUCUGUUGAAUAGGAUCCGUGUAGGUGGCUAUUUACCUGAUAGAGUGACUAACCUUGUUCUUCAAUAUCUGAGCAACAGUAUUUCGAAGAACAUUAUGUAUAAUUUGCUGCAACCACGGCUUGACGUCCUUCUUUUUGAGAUAGUUUUUCCUCUUAUUUGCUUCAAUGACAAUGACCAAAAACUCUGGGAUGAAGAUCCUCAUGAGUAUGUGAGAAAGGGCUACGAUAUUAUUGAAGAUCUGUAUAGUCCCAGGACUGCAUCCAUGGAUUUUGUUACUGAAUUGGUUAGAAAACGUGGAAAAGAUAAUCUUCAUAAGUUUAUUCAAUUCAUUGUGGAAAUAUUUAAGAGAUAUGAUGAGUCGCCGGCUAAAUACAAACCCUAUCGUCAGAAAGAUGGUGCACUGCUUGCAAUUGGAUCUCUUUGUGAUAAACUGAAACAAACUGAACCCUACAAAUCUGAACUGGAGCGCAUGCUAGUGCAACAUGUUUUCCCUGAGUUUAAUAGUCCAGUGGGUCACCUUAGAGCCAAGGCGGCAUGGGUUGCAGGACAGUAUGCUCAUAUUAACUUUUCAGACCAGAACAAUUUUCGCAAAGCACUUCUCUGUGUGGUUUCUGGGUUGCGUGAUCCAGAUCUUCCUGUUCGUGUUGAUUCAGUAUUUGCAUUAAGAUUAUUUGUUGAAGCUUGCAGAGAUUUGAAUGAGAUUCGUCCAAUUCUUCCUCAACUUCUUGAUGAAAUUUUCAAACUUAUGAAUGAGGUUGAGAAUGAGGACCUUGUUUUCACUUUGGAGACUAUAGUUGACAAAUUUGGAGAGGAAAUGGCACCUUACGCCCUAGGAUUAUGCCAGAAUUUGGCUGCAGCUUUUUGGAGGUGUAUGAAUACUGCUGAAGCUGAUGAGGAUGCUGAUGAUCCUGGCGCGUUGGCUGCAGUUGGUUGUCUGCGUGCUAUAAGUACAAUUCUUGAAUCAGUUAGCAGGCUUCCACAGCUCUUCGUCCAAAUUGAGCCCACUCUCCUUCCCAUAAUGCGUAGAAUGUUGACAACUGAUGGUCAGGAGGUUUUUGAGGAAAUUUUGGAAAUUGUGUCAUAUAUGACCUUCUUUUCUCCGACAAUAUCUCUAGAAAUGUGGAGCCUUUGGCCGUUGAUGAUAGAUGCAUUGGCUGAUUGGGCCAUUGAUUUCUUUCCAAACAUAUUGGUUCCUUUGGACAACUAUAUUUCCAGGGGAACUGUGCAUUUCCUUUCAUGCAAGGAACCAGACUACCAGCAAAGCCUUUGGAAUAUGAUUUCUUCUAUCAUGGCAGACAAAAAUUUAGAGGAUGGUGAUAUUGAACCAGCUCCAAAGCUAAUCGAAGUAGUUUUCCAUAACUGUAAAGGACAGGUGGAUCAAUGGGUUGAGCCAUAUUUGAGAAUCACUGUUGAGCGGUUGCGUUGUACUGAGAAAUCAUAUUUGAAAUGUCUUCUCAUGCAAGUGAUUGCAGAUGCCCUUUUCUACAACCCAUCUUUGACGCUUAGCAUAUUGCACAAGCUUGGUGUUGCAACAGAAGUCUUUAGUCUUUGGUUCCAGAUGUUGCAACAAGUGAAAAAGAGUGGUGUACGGGCUAAUUUUAGAAGGGAACAUGAUAAGAAAGUUUGCUGCUUGGGGUUGACCUCCCUACUUGGACUUCCUGCAGACCAAUUACCAGUGGAAGCAUUAGGGCGUGUUUUCAGGGCUAACCUUGAUCUCCUAGUUGCAUACAAAGAUCAAGUUGCAGAAGCUGCAAAGGAGGAAGAGGCUGAUGAUGAUGAUGAUAUGGAUGGUUUCCAAACCGAUGACGAAGGUGAUGAUGGUGACGGGUCAGACAAAGACAUGGGCAUAGAUGCUGAGGAUGGAGAUGAAGCUGACAGCAUCAGACUUCAAAAAUUAGCUGCACAGGCAAGGAAUUUCCGCCGCAAUGAUGAGGAUUAUGAUGACUCAGAUGAUGACUACAGUGAUGAUGAAGAGUUGCAGUCACCAAUCGAUGAGGUGGAUCCAUUUAUUUUCUUUGUGGACACCAUUAAAGCCAUGCAAGCAUCCGAUCCCUUGAGGUUCCAAAACCUUACACAGACGCUUGAGUUCAAUUAUCAAGCAAUUGCAAAUGGUGUUGCCCAGCAUGCUGACCAGAGGAGAGCGGAGAUUGAGAAAGAAAAAAUGGAGAAAGCAUCUGCUGCUGCCACUUCAUGACUUAAUUUUUGAGUACCACUAUUACUCAAAUUUUGGUUUGCAUUUGCAGUUCAUCGCAUAUUUAAUUCAUUUAGUAUUGCCCAGCCAUUUGGAGCAUUUGGUUGGUUCAAUUGUCAGGGAUGAAAUUUUUCUGGAUUGAAGUGCUUGGAGCUUUGGAUUCCCUAUGAUCGGUGAGAGGUCCCUGUAAGACCGAAGAAAUUUUGUCGUUUUUAUGUCCAAGUUCCCACUUAUAAGCAUCAUAUAAAGCAUGACAAACGUGUAGCUUUCCUGUUGUCUGGUUGCAGUUUGGUUUAGAUGCUGGCCAUUCUAUAACAGAAGAUGCCUGUCUCGACCAGUUUGUGUUGCCUUUGUUUUUACUUUUUGUCCAAGUCUGGAUACUGUUUCUUUAGGUCUUUGCUUGUUUGGUUUUAAAUUUCCAGUUUCUGGGUUAUAUAUUUAGAACCCAUGGAUCUGCCUCAUAGGUUGGGAGCAAGGAGGGUUUCAUUCACGCAUAAAAAAUCUGUCUUUGAUGUGUAUUUUAUCUUGAUGGGGUAAUUGGUUGCCAUAUGGAUAUUUUUGGGAGGUUAGCUUUUGUUUCUUUUUGCAAAAAAUUUUUUUUUUGGGGUCCUUAUGGGUAGUCUACGAAUAUGAAGCAACAUUGGUUUAUAUUGGAGGAGUUUUGGGUUGACGGAAGGGCUUAUAAGGGGGUCUCCGCUGUUGAUUAUAAAGUGGUUAUAUAUAUAUUCUUUGUAAUAAUACGAGUUUAUGGGGAGAAAUUGUUUUAUUGAUCUCAA
Molecule: messenger RNA, 4121 nt
Organism: Mangifera indica (mango)
Lineage: Eukaryota; Viridiplantae; Streptophyta; Magnoliopsida; Sapindales; Anacardiaceae
Product: importin beta-like SAD2
Exons: 23
Coding region: 199-3348 (1049 amino acids)
Biological process (GO): protein import into nucleus
Cellular component (GO): nuclear envelope; cytosol
Molecular function (GO): small GTPase binding
Source: RefSeq, a predicted model, not a curated record